Molecule: messenger RNA, 534 nt
Organism: Solanum lycopersicum (tomato)
Lineage: Eukaryota; Viridiplantae; Streptophyta; Magnoliopsida; Solanales; Solanaceae
Source: RefSeq, a predicted model, not a curated record
AUGGGUCACGUGGUGUCCAAAGCGAGUAUUAGGGUAGAUCCGACGAGGAUUGAAGCUUUUCGGGAUUGGCACAAAACCACUUUAGUUGCUGAGGUUCAUAGCUUUGUAAGGUUAGCAAGUUACGACAGGCGUUUUGUUGAGGGCUUUUAUACUAAUGCAGCUCCUUUGACUCAGUUGACUAGCAAGGAUAUUCCCUUUGUGUGGUCGGAGGAGUCUCAUAUGACAUUUAUGAAACUCAAGGAGUUUCUUACUAACACUCCUAUAUUGACUCUUCUGAUUGAGGGAGAGGAAGGGGCGGGCUAUUACGUAUACGUCGAGGUAAAGGCUGAGCAUUUGAGGACUGAUGGUAAUUUUAAGGGAUUACCCAUUCCGGAGGUUAAGUUGGACCGCGUUACUAGGGAUUUUGUCCCUGGUCUAUCGCGGACUUCUAUAGGAGUUUGUAGUAUUUGGGUCAUCGUUGAUCAAUUGGCCAAGUCAGCACAUUUUCUUCCCGUUCAGUCUACAUUUCGUGCCAAGAGGCUGGCUCGUAAUUAA